Oncorhynchus mykiss (rainbow trout) is the source of this 2112-nucleotide messenger RNA. Lineage: Eukaryota; Metazoa; Chordata; Actinopteri; Salmoniformes; Salmonidae. The record is from RefSeq and is a predicted model, not a curated record.
CAUGGAGUGGAGUAGGAGAGCUGUCCCUGUCUCUGGGAUUUUCCUACUCUUUCUGAGGGUCACGGUGCAAAUAGACAACGUGGCAUUGAGAGGAGUGGCUGCUCAGUCAUCACAGUUUUCGGAUCGCAAUGCUCACUAUGCAAUUGAUGGGAACAGAAACACAAACUAUGGAUCCUGCUCCCACACUGCACAGGACACCAACCCCUGGUGGAGGGUGGACCUGCUGGAUGUGUACAAAGUGACAGCUGUCACCAUCACCAACAGAGAUGAAUGUCCUGAGAGGCUUGAUGGUGCUGAGAUCCGUAUCGGUAACUCACUGGAGAACAAUGGCAUCAACAACCCCAGAUGUGUUGUCAUCUCCCACAUCCCAGCAGGAGAGACCAACACCUUCCAGUGUAAUGAGAUCGAGGGUCGCUAUGUUGUUGUGGUCAUCUAUGUCAGGAAGGAAUAUCUCACUCUGUGUGAAUUGGAAGUAUAUGGCACUCCUGCAGUAAAUGUAGCAUUGAAAGGAGUGGCCAGCCAGUCAUCACUGAAUGGGUAUGGCAAUGCUCACAAUGCCAUUGAUGGGAACAGAGAUUCAGACUAUUACAAAAGAUCCUGCACACACACUGAACAGGAGACCAACCCCUGGUGGAGAGUGGACCUUCUGGAUGUGACCAGAGUGACAGCUGUCACCAUCACCAACAGAGGAGAUGUUGUUCCUGAGAGACUUGAUGGUGCUGAGAUUCGUAUCGGUAACUCACUGGAGAACAACGGCAUCAACAACCCCAGAUGUGUUGUCAUCUCCCACAUCCCAGCAGGAAAGACCUACACCUUCCAGUGUAAUGAGAUGGAGGGUCGCUAUGUUGUUGUGGUCAUCCCUGGCAGGUCUGAGUGGCUCACACUUUGUGAGGUGGAAGUAUUUGCCACAGUCAAACCUCCAGAGUCUUCCACAGAAGCCCCCAAGUCAAAGAGAACGGUGGUGAGGAUGAAGAUCCAAUCAGAUGCUGAUCUGACAAACCAGGCAGUCGGUGACCAGCUACUACAGCAGCUGAAUGUAGAGCUUGUGAAGCAGGGGGUGUCUGACUUUCAACUGCUCUGGAGGACUCAGCCAGGUCGACACAUUUUCCACCGUGAGAAAGAAGAGAAGGAGGGUGGACCCACAGACAGGUGUCUGUGGACCUGAAGAGGGCUAGCCUGGUGAGAGACUCCAAUGAGAAACAAUAGUUUUAAGAUUGUCAUCAAUACAGUCCAAUCAACCGACCGUAAAACUUCAAUUAAACGACGAGUCUCAAAUAGCCGCCUGUCCCUUUUAAUAUCCAGGCAACGGCACACAUUUCAGCAAAUAAAUUCCUGUUUCAAAUUAAAUGAAUUAAAUUAACUAAAGUAAUUGUUUACGAUGUUACCAUGAAUUACCGUGAAUUGUUUCCAAAUAGUUUAAUUCAGUAAUGACUGAAAAAAAUGAUGCCAAAAAUACAUUUUUUAUCGACAGUAAGCAACUUCUAGCCAUGGGCUGAUAACAGCUAAGAACUGCUAUCUAACUGGCAAGCACAAAAGCAGUCAACAUCUUUGAGGGUACAGACCCCCAGAAAGCAUCUGAUUGCCCUCUAGUGGUGAACGUAGGAAUUGCCUUAAAUGCACAGUCAAAGAGGAGAAUAACUUUCUGUCAAGGAUUCUUUUUUAUUUUUAUUAUAAAAGCCUACCAAGAUAAACCAAGUGUGAUACAGUGUGUAAAUGGUAACACAUUAGUGAAAUAAAUUAAUAAAAAUGCUGGUAGUGAAUUCUGGAAUUAAACAAUGAACUAUGCAAAUGAGUAAAAGCUGUGUGCGUUAAGGAACUAGACGCCUGGCUGAAAUAGAAGCCUGUAUCUGUUGUGUUCAGUGAUUGAAGCAAAUAAACUCUGGGGUGAUUCAUUGAAGUUUUACGGUAUUUGAAUGUAUGUAGAAACAACAUUAUUCUUUUCAACAUGUAAAAGUUAAUAUGCAGUUUGGUUCAUUUUUAUUUCAAAUAAUGAACAUGGUUUAGUCAAGUAUAUUACUUCAAGCCUCAAUUCUUUUGACGAACCAAAGCAGCACCAAUGAGUUAGCCAGCCAACUUUGAAAAACAACCAAAAUAAAGACUGAUUUUCAGGUA